UGUGUGUGUGUGUGUGUGUGGGUGUGUGUGCGUCUGUGUGUGUGUGUGUGUGUGGGUGUGUGGUUCCCCCUGCAGUGUCAACUCCCUCCUUGCCUUACCCCAUGCACGGAGCAGGGAGCAGGCAGCAAUGUGCAGCAUCCCCAAGUAAAGCGGACGAAGUGCAGUUGGGGACAGCGCUGCCUUCCCGGAGCUGACCUUGCCCUGUCUCCCUGAAGCCUGGCAGUGUCCCUGCUCUGGUGGCCAGGCUCCUCCGCCCUCAGUCUGUGCCCACAGCCCCAGAUGCCCGAAGAGCCGGUGCCGAGCUCCUGGACCAAGAUCAUGUUCGCGCCCCUGUCAGCAGCUGCCCUGAGACAUGGCAUCUAGACUAGGGGUGAGAGUGGUGCCAACUCCACCCAGAGGGACCCGCAGGCUCGUCUUCAUCUUCAGCCUGUCGCUCUCCUUCACCUACCUGUGUUACAGCCUCAUCUUCUGUGGCCACUCCAUCAUGCAGAAGCCGCUGGCUUUCCCCGAGCACCGAGCCUGCUAUCUGCUGCAGAGAUCCCAGCACUGUGGCCACUCUGCCCAUCCCAACAGCCCGGGCCGAGGGCACGCAGCCCCUAACAGGACAGUCAGCGGCAGGAGCCCGGAGCGGGACAGGGUCAGCGAGACAUCCCCCAGGCCGGGCAGUAAGCGCCUGCCUCUGGCCAUUAUUGUCGGUGUGAAGAAAGGAGGGACCCGGGCGGUGCUAGAGUUCAUCCGAGUCCACCCCGAGGUCAGGGCGCUGGGCACCGAGCCGCACUUCUUUGACAGGCACUACGAGAAAGGACUGGAGUGGUACAGAAGCUUGAUGCCCAAGACGCUGGAUGGUCAGAUCACCAUGGAGAAAACACCCAGUUAUUUUGUUACCAGGGAGGCACCAAAGCGAAUCUUCUCGAUGGCAAAAGGCACUAAACUCAUCGUAGUGGUCAGGAACCCAGUGACGAGAGCCAUUUCAGACUAUACCCAGACACUGUCCAAGAAACCGGAGAUUCCGACCUUUGAGGUUCUAGCCUUCAAGAACAGGACCCUGGGCCUGAUUGAUGCCUCUUGGAGUGCGAUCCGCAUUGGAAUCUAUGCCUUGCACCUGGAGAACUGGCUCCAGUUCUUUCCCCUCUCCCAGAUCCAUUUUGUCAGUGGGGAGAGGCUCAUCAUCGACCCAGCCGGAGAAAUGGGCAAAGUGCAGGACUUCCUGGGCCUCAAGAGGAUCGUCACCGACAAGCACUUUUACUUCAACAAAACCAAGGGCUUUCCUUGCCUGAAGAAACCAGAGAGCAGCAGCACGCCGAGGUGCCUCGGCAAAUCAAAAGGAAGGACUCAUGUCCAAAUAGACCAAGAUGUAAUUGAGCAGUUGAAGGAGUUUUACAGAUCAUAUAAUAUUAAAUUUUAUCAAAUGGUGGGACAUGACUUUCGAUGGGACUAACCACUAACAUCACCACAAAUUGAGGAAGAAAAAGGAGAAAAUUUAUAUACGUCUUCCAUAUUAGAGGACUUAACACAUUCAAAAUGAUAGCCUGUCUGGCACACAACAGGCAAGCUGUUCCAGAGCUCAAACCUGACGCCCUGAGGUUGGACUGUGAGCUAAAGAUCCUCCUCCGUAAUUCAUCAGAGUUUAGGUCAAUCCUGGGAAAAGCAAGGCAAACCACUGGGGCGCCUCCAGAGGAAGCCACUGGGGAAAUGAGGGUCAGUUAUGGAUGCAAUCACUUGGAGACCAGGGCCAACCACAAGAUUUACACACUGGGGUAACUUGGACCACCCAUCACUUUGGUCCACUACUGAGGCAGUGUAGUGGCAUCAGUCCAAAUGAUGUGUGUGUUUUUUAAGUGAAAUGUGUCGUAUUGUACCGAUAUCGUUGGCAUCUGAAAUAUUGCCAUUGAAACCAAUUGGAACUCUAAGAUUCACCUGUGCUCUAAAACAAACAGACGCUCACCCCAUUGCAGUAUAAAACAAAGAAUCCAAUAAAAAUCCUUCUGCAGCAUGUAUCAUGGUUGAAGGAAUGAUUGAAUGUAGAGACCUAUGCUUCUCUCCCUUUAUUGAUUUCCUCUUUCAUAGUUUAUUUUAUUGCAAUCGUUAAUCUCUCUUUUCUAAUCCCUGUGGGUGUUUCAGUUGUCACAGGCUUAUUUAGCAUGGAUUUAUCAGCAUUGCCCCAACUUAUAGAGAGGAUCUAUUGCUAUAUGAUAUCACAGUGUACAUUAUUGUUUGUUCAUUCUCAGUAUGCGGCCCAGCUAAUGUCCUUAAUGUCCUCAGCCUAUCCCACAAGUAGACUGAGAUUUAAACAAUUCAAGGUGUCUGUAGACAGCAUGCAAAAGUGAACCAUGUUGGUGAGGGACUUGGAAUCAUAAACAGGCCCAGCCUGGUCAGGACAGCAUUUCAAUCCUGAGGCAGCAUCAGUGAAACAGUUGAAUUUUUUACAAUGAUACAAUAGUUUCAUGGUCACUUUUACUGAGACCAGCAUUCCGUUCUCGAACUCUCAACUGCCCAUGGUAGAGUUUGAACUUAAAAGGUAGAAUGUAACUUAGGGUACUCAUGUAAAAUGGGCAACAAGGAAACGUAGAGACAUGUUGAUAUUUUCGAAUAAAACUGUGCAGGGGUGUUAUUACACAUUAUGGAGCAGAUGGGACUUGAAAGCAGAACUCCUGACUCAGGUAGGGAAGCUACCACUGUGCUACAACAGCCCAACUAAGAAGACGUAUAAUAGGAAGUUAAUCAAUAUAACUUGUUUUAUAGUAUCAUUCAAAGUCCAAAUUACUGCUACAUUCUGUAGAUUACAAGUUUAAUAACAUAAUGAUUACACUAUACAAUAAUACCCAUCCUUGGCACAGAAGUUCUUUCAGUUAGCUUUGAAUCCUCCUUAUUUUUCUACUCCGCUCCAUUUCUCACUAGACAGGUCUUGACAGGCAAUUUAGUUGCCUCAAACUGGUUUAAGGGGUAAUUUAGGUGAAACAUUUUGUUUAACUGACUGCCCUGUCCUCACAAUGGGACCCUAUAUUUUAUUAUAAGCAAGUAUAAGGAAUUAGUCACUGUGGGUAAUUCACAGAAACUCAGCAGUCAAUUUGUCAGAGAAAAAUAAUGGCACAUAUUUCUGUUCUAAAAGAGGGGAUAUGUUGCUUGUCAAAGGAAUGGCUGUGUCACGCUAGAUUGUCCAAAUCUACAGAAAAACAUAUUCAUGUUGUAGAAUUGUGCCUAUCAGUUGG
Chiloscyllium plagiosum (whitespotted bambooshark) is the source of this 3209-nucleotide messenger RNA. It is a transcript of the gene hs3st2, whose product is annotated as heparan sulfate (glucosamine) 3-O-sulfotransferase 2. The record is from RefSeq and is a predicted model, not a curated record. NCBI's taxonomy places the organism in Eukaryota, Metazoa, Chordata, Chondrichthyes, Orectolobiformes, Hemiscylliidae. Gene Ontology annotation, molecular function: [heparan sulfate]-glucosamine 3-sulfotransferase activity.